CGUAUAUUCUAGUGGACGGUUCUUCAGAAACAGCUCGUCAACCACCUCGGUAGCUUGCUAGCCAACAUAGCCGAAAGAUUCAAGCUAUUUAUACGCUUUCGAUGUAUAUUAGCUACUGUGUUUUAGACACACUUCUGUCGUAUCUACUUGUUAACCUAUUUAAUAUUACGUUAUUUUGUAUUAGUCAGCUAUAGUAGCUGGCUGGUUUAGUUAGCACUAGCCUAGUCGCUAAUGAUAGCUAGCUAGCUAGCUAACAUCCCCGAACAUGAGAUCAGUAAGCUUCUCCCCUCCUGUUAAAGAAGAGGGGGUCUGCUGGACGGAGAAAGAGGGUCUGUGGCAGAACAUUGUUGUGAAAGAGGAGAAGGAAGAAGAGGAUGUCACAGUAAAACAAGAAGUAGAGGGUGAGGCUGUUACAGUGAAAGAAGAAGAGAAUGACGUUUCAGUGAAAGAAGAGGAAGAAGCGUUCAGAGUGAAGGAGGAGGAGGUAGAGAAAGAGGCGGAUGCAGUUUUUGGAGUGAAGAAGGAAGGGGAGAUUACUGUCACAUUGAAAGAUGAAGAGGAGGAGAUGGACGAUCUGAUUAACACCAGGGAGAAACAGGACUACCGUGGGUCCUCUGGGGAGCCUCAACAACCUCAUGAUGCUGACGAGGCAGAGAAGAGUCUCUCCACAUUAGAACACCUCAAGAAACACCCGUAGAGAUCCACAGGGUAUAGAAUUCACUGCUGCUCUGACUCUGGGAAGAGAUUCACCUCCUCAUCAGGCAUUAAAAUUCAUCAGGGAAUCCACACAGGAGAGAAAUCUUACUGCUGUGAUCAAUGUGAGAAGAGUUUUGUUCAAUAUAGCCAUCUGAAGAUACACCAGAGAACACACACAGGAGAGAAACCUUUUAGCUGUACUCAAUGUGGUAAGAGUUUUAGUCAUUCAACCAGCCUGAUAUCACACCAGAGAACACACACAGGAGAGAAACCGUAUAGCUGUGAUCAAUGUGGAAAGAGUUUUACUCAGCUAAGCAUCCUGAUAUCACACCAGAGAACACACACAGGCGAGAAACCAUAUAGCUGUGAUUAAUGUGGGAAGAGUUUUACUCAGCUAAGCAACCUGAUAUCACACCAGAGAACACACACAGGAGAGAAACCCUAUAGCUGUAAUCAAUGUGGGAAGAGUUUUACUCAGUCAAACAGCCUGGUACAACACCAGAGAACACACACACAUCACACAUGAUGUCACAAUGUAGAAUGUUUUAACAUUGUACUAGGAGAAUUUCAAUAAUGUCACAAUGUAGAACCCUAAACAUUUGCCCCCUGUUCUAUUGAUUUCAACAUGAUAUGGAUAUUAGCCUCAGGGGAAAAAUCGAGGCUCUGAAUUGAAAGUUGUGUUGUGUUACAAUUAACACGUUGGUGACCCACUGGAAUCAAAAUGCAACACUUCAAAAUGUAGCAAUCUUUUUUCUACAAGUUGUCCUCUAACCAGUGAUGUACACAUUACUCCCAGAUUCCGUGUGGUCUUUGAGCUGUUAGUUUUAACAGGACGUGCAACCUCAUAUCCCUCCUCUCGCACAAUUGAUUUCAACGUGAUAUCGAUGAGUGAUGACAAAUAAGUGUUGCGUUCCUUUGUUUAGCGACCCCUAAAUUUAAAUGCAUCACUCCAAAAUGUAGCUGACUGUCUUCUGCAGGUUGUCCUCUAACCAGUGAGGUAAAAGAUAUCAGCCAUUUCCAUGUGUUUUUUUUUGUUGUGUUAGAUUCAACAUCACGUACAACCUGAUUUCCCCCCUAAUCGAUAUCAGUGAUUUAUUGCUACUUGUCAAAACAACAGCGUUUCUGGUGCUUGUGUAGUUUAUAAGGAGCUUGUUUAAAUAAAUACAAGUAAUAUGAUUAUUGUGGCAGAUGUGUGUGUAUAUAACACAUUUUAUGUUUUGUUUUUCAAUAUAUCAAACUGUUUCUGCAUAUUUGUUAUUGAUUUGGACACGUUAAAACUGUGUUUUGACAUUGGGACUAUCCCACCUAGCAAAAUGUCUUUGAAAAGAAGACUAUGCCCGACGUCCAAUAUUCGUUUAGUUGUAGUUAAACAACUUAAUUUCAACGUACUUUCAGGUAGCCUGGUGGUUAGAGCGUUGGGCCAGUAACCGAAAGGUUGCUGGAUCGAAUCCCUGAGUUGACAAGGUAAAAAUAUGUUGUUCUGACCCUAAACAAGGCAGUUAACUCACUGUUCCUAGGUCAUCAUUGAAAAUAAGAAUUUGUUGUUAACUGACUUGCUUAGUUCAAUAAAGGUUAAAUAAAAAGUGGA
This is a messenger RNA of Salvelinus fontinalis (brook trout), 2284 nucleotides long. RefSeq names its product cyclic nucleotide-gated cation channel beta-1-like. The record is from RefSeq and is a predicted model, not a curated record. The coding region runs from base 266 to 697 and encodes 143 amino acids. The transcript has 2 exons. Lineage: Eukaryota; Metazoa; Chordata; Actinopteri; Salmoniformes; Salmonidae.